Mytilus trossulus (common blue mussel) is the source of this 1834-nucleotide messenger RNA. RefSeq lists its product as uncharacterized. Gene Ontology annotation, biological process: DNA integration; DNA recombination. The transcript is spliced from 2 exons. The record is from RefSeq and is a predicted model, not a curated record. Lineage: Eukaryota; Metazoa; Mollusca; Bivalvia; Mytilida; Mytilidae. Gene Ontology annotation, molecular function: DNA binding. Bases 115 to 1617 code for a protein of 500 amino acids.
UUGUUUAAUUUGUUCGGGGCGUACUCCAUGUUUUAGAUUCACCAAUAUAGCUCUUUCUUAAAAGAGAUAAGUUUAUCACAUCAAUUAUCGAUCCAAUUUGGAAACCACGUUUUUAUGUCCCAAAGGAUUUGUAGCUUUUGUGGGAUCAAAGUUGUUGAUCAUAGAGGACCAACGGGGAUCAGAUGUCCAAAGAACAUAUCUUAUGACUUUUCUUUUAAUACACGUAAUCAGGGACAGGGUGCUAAUGCUAUGUCUUUAGAAAAUCUUUCUUCCACCCCCGAUAAAAGUGAAAAUGGCGCGCUGGAUACCAUGGCGGGUAAUGUACCCAAAACCCCGAAACAAAGCCUUGACGAGACUUUGUCAGCUCUAGAGCAAGAGAAUGAAAAACUUUUAGAAGAAAUUAAAUUGCGUGAACUUGUCGAAAAGAACAAAACUCUGAAAAAGAAACUUAAGCAAACGGACUUUAACGUGAAACAAAAACAGGACCAAACUAACAAAAUUGAUUUAAAAUCCUUGAGAAUAGACGAAGACUUGAAACAGAAAAUAACAGAAAAACAGAAAGGAUUAGUGAGCAAAUUAUUCAUAUCUGAUGAUUCCGAUAGUGAUACAGAAUCAGAAGAAACCAGAUCAGAUGAAUGGCUAUCACUUCGUCGGAAAGCAAGAACAGUUUUAAAAGCAGCCUUCAGACCGGGAACUUUUAAAAAUUUGAGGACUCAGCUAAAUACAUACCUUUUGUUUUGUGAAAAAUUUUGUAGAUCAGCAUUUCCUGUUGAUCAAGAGACACUCUGCGGAUAUGUGUGUUUUUUGUCAGAUAACUUUAAGAAUAGUGGAUCCGUUAGAAAUUACUUAUCAGGUGUUAAAACGUGGGCCAUUCUGUUAAAUUUUGAUACUGAGGAGUUUAAUUCACCGUCGCUCAGGCUAACCUUGUCAGGUAUUGACAAGCUUAAUACUAAUAUUCCAAAUAUAAAAUUACCAUUUGAACCAUAUCAUUUGAACCGCAUGUUUGAAGUCCUAGAUAUGACAAGUGUACAGGAUGCUGUGAUGUGGGCUGUUAUUAUGAUAAGCUUUUAUGCUUUGCUUAGAAAAUCACAAUUCGCUAACAAUUCAAGGACAAUGUUUAACCCUAAGGAGCAGUUAACCAGAGGUGAUAUUCAAAUUACUGAGGAAGGAUUAAUUAUCGAUAUACAGUGGUCAAAAACUAGUCAAAAACAUAAAAAUAUUCACCAGAUUCCUCUUAAAAGAGUCGAGGAUUGUAUUCUAUGCCCGGUACUGGCUUAUUCUAGAAUGGUAACAAUGUUGCCUGCACUACCAGGAGAACCCGCUUUUGGUCUAAGUGAUAGUAAGGGAAAGAUUUGUGCCUUUUCAAAGUCAGACAUAGACAAAAUUCUUCACAAACUCUUAGUGUGUUGUGGAAUAGACACUUCACAAUACUCGUUUCACAGCUUGCGUAGAGGCGGUGCAACUUGUGCAUCAGCUGCUGGAUGCUCAGACUCAGAAAUUUGUACAAUAGGCAAUUGGACUUCCUCUUGCUACAAGGGCUACAUCAAACACUCUACUGACAAACUUUAUUACAUUUCAAGCAAGAUGGGACUUUUUUGCAAACUUUCCAACUCAUAAACAUCCAUGAUAAAUUUUAUUUAGUCCUCUCUUCUGAUUUCUGUGCUUGGCAUUGCGUUGCCUUGGUUAUUGUGGUGUUCACUUUUUAUAUGACAAUUGGUGAAAUAACAUUGUUUCUUUAUGCGUGUUUGCAUAUUUAUAUUUUGUAUGCGUAUUUGCAUUUGAUUUAUUAAACACCACCUUUGAAUGCCAGCACAGACUUCAGUUUUAUAUAGCC